Messenger RNA from Eupeodes corollae, 3019 nucleotides. It is a transcript of the gene Cul1, whose product is annotated as cullin homolog 1. NCBI's taxonomy places the organism in Eukaryota, Metazoa, Arthropoda, Insecta, Diptera, Syrphidae. Gene Ontology annotation, biological process: SCF-dependent proteasomal ubiquitin-dependent protein catabolic process; protein ubiquitination. The coding region runs from base 627 to 2975 and encodes 782 amino acids. The transcript is spliced from 2 exons. Gene Ontology annotation, molecular function: ubiquitin protein ligase binding. The record is from RefSeq and is a predicted model, not a curated record. Gene Ontology annotation, cellular component: SCF ubiquitin ligase complex.
UCUUCACAAACUGCAUUGUGUGAAGUUCAUUAAAUUUUCGUUCGUAGUUUAAAAUAAAAUAAAUUUGUUCCGAGACGAAAAUAAACUCAUCGAAAAAUUUAUUAAAGUUAAACAAAACUUUCCGAAAUAAAUCAAUCAAAUUGACGAAGUAUUUUAUUGUUGGAAAACAAAUUCAGAUUAAAAAGAAAAACUGACGAAAAAUAAAAUUCAGUAUAACGAAACAGGAAGGGAAAUCUAUCAGUUUUGCCAUAUAUUUGUUGUCUCAUCGAAAGCAUAUAUAUCUGUGUCGUUCGUUCUUACAUCUCAGGUAGUCAUUUCAUUGUGCGAAGAGACUGCUGUGCUGCUGUUAAAAUAAUUUUUCCUCUUCACAAGAAGAACGGAAAAUUAAAAUUUUCACCAAGAAAAUUCAUCCCGAGCUUAGAUUCGAUAAUUUUCAAUUACAACAUUAAUUCGGCUGCGAAGCGGAAAACGAAGAAUUACUGUAUUUAUAAAUAUUUAAGCACAGUUAACGACCAUACAAAAUAGACUUGCACUGCCGAAGGCCAUUUUCAAUUGAACAAAAAAGAACUGAGCACAAUUUCUUUGUUUUGCUGCUGCUGGUGUAAACUUUCUUUGACUGAUACAAAAUGUCUCGCCAGUCUUCCUAUGGGACCGGGCUCAAGCAUACUAAUUUAGAAGAAAUAUGGACGGAUCUCGAGCAAGGGAUAAUACAUAUAUUUCAACCUGUUCGUGGCUUGCCUGGAAGACGAUACAUGCAGUUGUACACCUAUGUCUACGACUAUUGCACAAGUGUCAACCCAACAUCCAGCCGAUCUACUUCAUCGUCAACAUCAUCUAAUUCUGGCAACAAUAAGGGAAACAAGAAGAUGCCCAUUGCAAUGCCAACAGGCGGUGCACAGUUGGUUGGCCAGGAAUUAUAUAAAAGGCUGAGAAAAUUCCUCGAAAACUAUUUGACCCAAUUGUUGGUUGACUUCGAUUUGAUAGACGAAGCUGUUUUGCAGUUUUACACUAAGCAAUGGGAGUAUUAUCAAUUUUCGAGUACGGUCCUUAAUGGCAUUUGUGCUUAUCUGAACAGACACUGGGUGAAGCGUGAAUGCGAAGAAGGUAGAAAAGACAUUUACGAGAUUUACAGACUAGCCUUGGUAACAUGGAAGAAUCAUCUUUUCAAGGACCUAAACAAGCAGGUUACAAAUGCUGUUUUGAAAUUGAUCGAAAAGGAAAGAAAUGGCGAAACAAUAAACAGAGGACUUGUGUCAGGCGUUAUAAAUUGCUAUGUGGAAUUGGGACUCAACGAAGAUGAUGAUCCUAUAGCCGGAAAGGGCCAAAAUUUACUUGUAUAUAAAGAGAGCUUUGAAAACAAGUUCAUUGAAGAUACAGAAAGGUAUUAUACUAGAGAGAGUGUAGAAUUCUUGCGAGAAAAUUCGGUUACAGAGUACAUGAAACGUAUUGAACAACGUCUCAAUGAAGAGAAGAAACGGGUUCAGAUGUAUUUGCACGAAAGUACUCAUGAUCGCCUGGUGAGCACAUGUGAACGUGUACUGAUUCAAAAGCAUUUAGAGAUCUUCCGGGCUGAAUUCCAGAAUCUUCUUAAUUCGGACAAGAAUACAGAUCUUCGCCGAAUGUACUCACAUGUAGCUAGAAUUCCCGAGGGCCUUGUUGAAUUGAAAGCUAUCCUUGAGGAGCAUAUCUACAAUCAAGGAAUGUCUGCUAUUGAAAAAUGUGGAAACACGGAGGCCAGUAACGACCCCAAGACCUACGUCCAAACUAUCCUCGAGGUGCACAAGAAGUACAAUGCUCUAGUUCUUACCGCUUUUAACAAUGACAAUGGCUUUGUUGCAGCUCUGGACAAAGCCUGCGGCAAAUUUAUCAACACAAAUGUCGUAACUAUUGCUAGUAGUGCCAGUAAAAGUCCAGAGUUGCUGGCUAAAUAUUGUGAUUUAUUGCUUAAAAAGUCCAGCAAAAAUCCAGAAGAGACUGAACUUGAAGACAACUUGAACCAAGUUAUGGUAGUAUUUAAGUACAUUGAGGACAAGGAUGUCUUUCAGAAAUUCUAUUCAAAAAUGCUAGCCAAACGAUUGGUUAAUCACACAUCUGCUUCUGACGAUGCAGAAGCAUCGAUGAUCUCCAAACUUAAGCAAACUUGUGGCUACGAAUAUACAAUUAAGUUGCAGAGAAUGUUCCAAGAUAUUGGAGUUUCGAAAGAUCUAAACGAUACUUUUAAGAAACAUUUGCAGCUCACAAACACACCUACUGAGAUAGACUUCAGCAUCGAAGUGCUCUCAAGUGGGUCUUGGCCAUUUAACCAGAGUAGUUCGUUUCUGUUGCCGUCCGAGUUGGAACGGUCUGUUCAGAGGUUCAACAACUUUUAUGCAGCUCGUCAUUCCGGGCGCAAACUAAAUUGGCUAUACCACAUGUGCAAAGGAGAAUUGGUGACAAAUUGUUUCAAGAACAAAUACACUCUGCAAGCUAGCACCUUCCAAAUGGCAGUGUUGUUGCAAUUCAACGAUCAGACCAAGUUUACUGUCCAACAACUUGGUCAAAAUACUGAGAUUCUUCAAGAAAAUCUCAUCCAAGUCCUCCAGAUUUUGUUAAAAGCCAAACUUCUCACAUCCGCAGAUGACGAAGCGAAUAUUACAGCCGCCAGUGUUGUGGAACUCUUCUCAGGGUAUAAGAACAAGAAGUAUCGCAUCAACAUCAAUCAGCCACUAAAAACAGAACUGCGAGUAGAACAGGAAGCUGUUCACAAACAUAUCGAGGAAGAUCGCAAGUUGCUCAUUCAGGCUGCAAUUGUGCGCAUCAUGAAAAUGCGCAAGAAGCUGAACCAUACACAAUUAAUUGGGGAAGUUCUCAACCAACUUUCCACCAGAUUCAAACCCAAGGUCCCAGUGAUUAAGAAAUGCAUCGAUAUCUUGAUAGAAAAGGAAUACUUGGAGAGAAUGGAAGGUCAAAAAGAUACAUACAGCUACUUGGCGUAAUUUUGUUUAUUUUUCAUUAAAUAUAAUUAUUUUUUAAACAUAAA